CGCGCGCGCCGUUUAAUGUACCGGUGCCGCAGUAUAGUUGGACGUGCCCGCAACUCAGAAGCCACGCGCAAUCAAUUGUGAAAGUGUUCUAACGCGAUUUCUACACAGUGAGAGUAUACAAACGUAUUACCACCACCCCUAAAAACCUUUACUUUGUGUACGCGGUGGGAUCGUUUUGAGAAUUCAAGAGAGCAGGGUUCAAUGGAAGCGAGGUUCGUGACUUGCCGGAGCUUCCAGCAGAUAAAGCCGCCAGAGAAGAGCCUCGCGGCGCAGCCGACGGUGAAGGGGCUCUUGUCUCGCUUCGGCAGUCAGGCCCAGGCACUGUUCGCGCCGAAGAAGCCGCGCUUCGGCUCGUCGGUGGCUAUUCACAAGCUCCGGGAGACCAAGUGGUUCAAGCACGAUGAACAAAAUAUCCUAUGCGCCGUGCUCGAGACUGGCUUCGUGCUGGAGGUGCGAGCGGAGGACCCGCUGCCGCCGGACUCCGCGAUUACUCCGGACUACCACAUGUACGCCAUCGCAAUGUGGAAGAAGGGUAAAGAAAAAACAAAGAACCCGGAACAGAUAGAGGUGUACACGGUGCAACAGAAAGGUGUGCGUAAACGUGUGAUUAAGACCACUCUGGGUGCCUUCUGGAAGAAAGACUCCGUCAUACGUAUCAACAACGUGGACGACAAACAGGAGACCCCUAAUAGCGAAAAAGACAUAAGGGCAAAGCUUGACAUGGCCACUAAAUCCAGAUUCGAGAGGAAUUGGCACAACACCCUACACUUUGUCCAUUGGUGCCGCUAUGGGGAGACGCCGCAAGAAGCUCGCAUGAGACAGAUAAGCGAGUCGCUGAAAUGGGGCAACAUUGGCAUGAAUAUGGGCGUAAUGCUCGUAAGUCAAAGCAACGCCAGGGCAAAGGCAAAGUCUGUCUGAGUGUUGCCAUCCAGCGGCAUCGCCGCUGGCUCGUGCUACGCCUGCUUCUGGUCACCCCGGAACAUAGACAAUGUAUAAAUUGUUUUUUUUUAUUCCAUCACCGGGCGUGAUUGGAUCGGUUUAAAUCGAUUUUACCGAUAGGACCGAGUUAACAUCGUGUGAUGUAAUCUGUAUCAGCUCUCAAUGUUUUGUCAUUUUACUACAACUUAAAAUGUUUUAGAAGCUCUAAUUUUGUUCAAAAUCGAUUGUUAUCCUUUUUUUCGAAUUGAAAUGAAAAUUGCAACUUGGUCCUUUUAACUUUUGAUAUUCUAGUACUUAUACUGAUUUUGAAGAGUUUGAAAUUGUUUCUACGAUAGAUUCUGUUAAAAAAUGGGCUCCAAACUGCCAUAAUUGAUGUUUUUGAAUUGUUCCUUUUAAAUAUUGAACUGCAUUUCGUUUUUUUCUCAUAAUUCAGUGUACAUUAGAUUCUACGCUCAAUCACGGAUAAAAAAAUUUUACAUAGAAGAUAUCGAACAUUUGGAUUGUAUUUAAAUUCUUUUUAGAGCUUUAAUUUUGAUUAUAUUAAAAUUUUAUGAAUAGAAAAUUACAUUCCUGACAUCUAAUAAGACAAUUAAUGAUUCUGUGAAUUUGAUAUUCUUGUUAACAAAUAUGAAUAAAUUUUUAUCUUAUAGUUUAGUUGAUAUGUAAAGUCUAUCGAAAUAAAAAUCUAUAACAUUGUUUCUGAUUAAUAAGACUGUUUUGAUGUAGGAGUGAUUUUAGAUGUGAUUAUGAAACUCGCAUAUUCCAGAAACUUCUAUGGAUUAAAAUGCAAGUUUUUCAUAGAUCGUGUGUCGAGUAUUGUUAAUUUAUAAUGAAAACGAGAUAUUUCCGAUUGUUGUGAGAGUACGUAUAAUAUUUCAAUGUUCUAUUUAUAUGGAAGCAUUUUUUGUAUUAAUAAAUUGAUUACGUAAUCGAUAA
Messenger RNA from Papilio polytes (common Mormon), 1875 nucleotides. RefSeq lists its product as uncharacterized. The coding region runs from base 202 to 918 and encodes 238 amino acids. The transcript is spliced from 4 exons. The record is from RefSeq and is a predicted model, not a curated record. NCBI's taxonomy places the organism in Eukaryota, Metazoa, Arthropoda, Insecta, Lepidoptera, Papilionidae.